This is a messenger RNA of Eurypyga helias (sunbittern), 591 nucleotides long. RefSeq names its product nuclear factor I/B (gene NFIB). The record is from RefSeq and is a predicted model, not a curated record. Lineage: Eukaryota; Metazoa; Chordata; Aves; Eurypygiformes; Eurypygidae. Bases 1 to 591 code for a protein of 196 amino acids. Gene Ontology annotation, cellular component: nucleus. The transcript has 5 exons. Gene Ontology annotation, molecular function: DNA-binding transcription factor activity, RNA polymerase II-specific; RNA polymerase II cis-regulatory region sequence-specific DNA binding. Gene Ontology annotation, biological process: regulation of transcription by RNA polymerase II.
AUGGGUCCUGCUCCAAAUAUGUCUUCUCCUACAAUGAAGAAACCUGAAAAGCCUUUGUUUAGUCCUACUUCUCCCCAGGAUUCUUCACCAAGACUGAGCACUUUUCCCCAGCAUCACCACCCAGGAAUCCCAGGAGUUGCACACAGUGUCAUCUCAACUAGAACUCCACCUCCACCUUCACCAUUGCCAUUUCCAGCACAAGCUAUUCUCCCUCCUGCCCCAUCUAGCUACUUCUCUCAUCCAACGAUCAGAUAUCCUCCCCACCUGAAUCCUCAGGAUACUCUGAAGAAUUAUGUACCUUCUUACGACCCGUCCAGCCCGCAGACUAGCCAGCCUAACAGCAGUGGUCAAGUAGGAGGGAAAGUGCCUGGCCAUUUUACUCCAGUUUUGGCACCCUCUCCCCAUCACAGUGCGGUGCGACCUGUGACCCUGACCAUGACAGAUACUAAACCCAUCACUACUACAUCCACUGAAGCCUACACAGCCUCAGGCACAUCCCAAGCCAAUCGAUAUGUGGGACUAAGCCCAAGAGACCCAUCCUUCCUACACCAGCAACAGGUGGGCAAGUUUCACAUAGGUGUAAUUAUAUAG